AUGAUUUUGAAAAUAAUCACCACAAUAAUAAUCGAUAAGAAGUAUGAUUACCUAGUGAAUGUAUCAAAAAGCUGGCUGAUUGUCAAGUCGGACGUCCUUGGAGAUGAGGCAAAGAGGGUGUUUGGAGAUGAGGUCAAUGUUACAACUGAAGGUCAGCGCCACUUAGGGGCCGUCAUCGGAUCUCAAGAGUUCAAGGAUCAAUAUUGUCGGGAAAAAAUCCUUAGAUGGAAAGGAGAACUCAAAGCACUAUCUGAGAUAGCAAGGAGCCAGCCUCAUGCAACCUACACUGUUUUCUCGAAUGGUUACAAAUCCAAGUUUACCUAUUUCAUGAAAGAAUAG
This is a messenger RNA of Porites lobata, 339 nucleotides long. The record is from the annotation of a GenBank genome assembly. NCBI's taxonomy places the organism in Eukaryota, Metazoa, Cnidaria, Anthozoa, Scleractinia, Poritidae.